AUGUCGAAAGGAGGUUUUAUUCGUGUUAGGAGCCAAACGCUAGUCAAUGUAGCUAUUGGUACCUUCUUGGCUGGUUCUUCAGCCCUCUUCUUUCUACAAAAGGGAAUGCAGAACAAAGUCAGGAAUAUGGCACAUUACAAAGAGUCAUUUAAUAUUUUAAGUAACCACGAUAAACUUCUAGAUGAGAUUGGUAGACCCAUUCAGGUGGGAUCGGUGGAUUUGGCUGAUCGGCGGAGGAAUUAUGUCGAUGAAAAAAAGUCAGAAGUAAGCGUUAGGAAAAACAAUUUUGUUGAUUCAUGAGCAAUUUAAAUUUAGUCGAGCUAAGAUAGUAAAUUGCAGUUGCGAGUACCAGUCUCCGGCCCGUUGAGUAGCGGCUUCAUCAACAUUCUGGCCGAACGCAAAGACAAAGAAGCCGACUUCAAAGUGUCUAAACUCCGGUUCGAAGGCGUUGAUGGAGAGUUUAUUGUAUAUGAAAAAUAA
Messenger RNA from Bursaphelenchus okinawaensis, 480 nucleotides. Lineage: Eukaryota; Metazoa; Nematoda; Chromadorea; Rhabditida; Aphelenchoididae. The record is from the annotation of a GenBank genome assembly.